CACGGCUUCAGUUCUUGAUCUGCGGCCGAGUCACAAGCAACCCACCCAUUCGCCAUUAUGUCAGCUAGGACUUAUGCCUUGGGCCUCCUUUGCCUCUUGGUUUUUCUUCAAGGAAGCUUUACAGCCCAAGCCCAGGCUGGCGAUUAUGUGGAACUGUGUAAUUUGACCGAAAGCAUCGCUGUGGAUCUUAGUUUGUUCUCUGGCAUUUGGUGGGAGGUGGCUCGUCAGCCGGCUGGAGGCGACUUUUGCACUGAGGUAAACAUAACAGUGCUGGCAAAUGAAACCCAGGAUAAUGUCCUGAUCGACACCACCUACGCCGUAUCUCCCGAUUACCCAUGGGUGAAUCAAACCAUGAAUGCCACCCUCACCGUGGUGAAUAAUUCCGCGGCCGUGGAUGGCUUUAAUUUUACCUACUGGAAUCCUCCUGGCUACACCCCUUAUGCUGUGUACAAGGUUCUCUACACUGACUACUCCGAUGUGACCCUACUUUGUGGCUAUACAAAUCAGACCGAUAACAGCACCUCCUUCGGCAUUAUCCUCACCAGGGAUCGUACCCCCACCACCGAUGCUUUGAAUAAACUAGAGAGCAUGGCUUUUGGUCUGUCGUCGAACUUUUUGAAUGGCACCAUGUCGACGAUAACUCAGGGAGAAACAUGCUAUGCACCAUCCGCAGCCAACCCGUCUGCCAUUAUCUCUAUGAUGUUGAUUGCCAUGGCCUUGAUUCUGGCCAUUUUUGCUGACCGUCAAAUAAAUUAG
Molecule: messenger RNA, 756 nt
Organism: Drosophila takahashii
Lineage: Eukaryota; Metazoa; Arthropoda; Insecta; Diptera; Drosophilidae
Source: RefSeq, a predicted model, not a curated record